Messenger RNA from Ylistrum balloti, 2810 nucleotides. RefSeq lists its product as uncharacterized. Lineage: Eukaryota; Metazoa; Mollusca; Bivalvia; Pectinida; Pectinidae. Gene Ontology annotation, biological process: signal transduction. The transcript is spliced from 16 exons. The coding region runs from base 1 to 2772 and encodes 923 amino acids. The record is from RefSeq and is a predicted model, not a curated record. Gene Ontology annotation, molecular function: protein binding.
AUGCACGACAUUAACUACCGACUGUAUGAUGCAGUCACUAAAGGCCAGACGGGAAACGCCCUCAAGUUCCUCAGGCUGGGAGCGGACGUCAACAAGCGCGAUGUGAUUGAUGGCAUGACACCGCUGUUAAAAGCAGCCCGUCGGCGAAACUUCGUCAUGAUGAAAUUGCUGCUUUUCCAUGGCGCGAAACCCAACACAAGGGACAAAGAGCGGGGGCUUACAGCGAUGCACUACUUGGCGGAGGCUGGAGACACAGAGAGUAUGAUGUUGCUGCUCGCCUUCAGUGCCCACAUGGAAAGCACGGACUAUGUGGGGUGUACUCCGCUCCAUUACGCCUCCAACCGGGACCACGCCAGAGCUGCUGACUUAUUGGUGUUCUGUGGAGCUGACGCGACCAUACGUAACAUCAGAAAAGAAACACCUAUAUCAAUAUGCGAAAAUGAGGAUGUCGCGCAAAUUCUACAAGAGUCGAAGCGAGUGGUGAAUGGAAUGAAAAAUAAUGAUGUCUUCGUAGAACACAAACAACUCGAGACAGAUUCCAGAACCCCUUUUAACGAGAUAGGACUCGUGGUGUUCACACCGCCAACAUUCAGCUCCGACAGUCUGAGUUUCCUUUGUCGUCGCGUCAGACCCGAGUACAGUGACAACAUCCUUCGUCCCGACAAACAGGAACUCUUGAUCAGUGAUACAUUCCAGUACAGAUUGUCGGCCACCCAGUCAGACGGUCUCGUUUUGCUGGAAAUCCCUCUCUACACUUUUCCAGACCCAUUUGAGGAUGUUUACAUAAAGACGGAUACAAAUCCUAAAAUCGACCCUGCCAAAAAAAUAACGGAUAUUAGAAGGAUUCGAUGCGAGAAUAGUCAAAGUGACUAUAAAUGGGUAUGUUACACUGAGGUAGACAUCACAACAAUGACGGCCUUUUGCCUUGUCACCUUUCCAAGAGUAGAAAACUUCGAUAUUCCCCCUGAAGGAAUUACUUUGACAUCGGAAGUGGACCAGUUCGUGCAGAUUUCCGUCCCGCCGAAUGCGUUCGAGUGCCCUGGAAGUAGAAUAUCUUUAGAGGUUUUGCCAAGUCCAGUUUUCGAUCCUCAAGACUUCGGCAACAUCGUAUCCGUCAGUCAUUUUUAUGACUUGAAUCAUAACCAUUCAGAGCGUCCACAGAAGGAGAUUGGUUUGAAGGUACCGCUUCCACAGGACUACGACGGAGAGGGAAAUUUUUAUAUUUUGGGGGCCGAACUCAGCAGCCAAGUCUACUUGGAUAUGGAAGGUGAAGGAGAAGAGACACAGAAACACAUCAUAGAACAAUGGAGUAUCAUUGAAAAAAACCCUGUAUCUGUCAAAGGCUGUAUUAAGUGUCCAGUUACACAUUUCUCAUACUAUGUAGCGUCUGAGGCCCAACAGAACAUGACAGAAGAGGCGGUAAUUAGGCAGACAUCCAAAUUGUGUAGAAGGGCCUCACUUAAAAAACAACAUGUCAAACUCAUUGUCAUGUUAAAACCACUGGGCGAUGAAAUUUACGACGUCAUUGUGGAGAUAACAAUAGCAAGAAAAGCGGAGGACAGGCUUAAUCACUGGAGAGCGUGCAGAUAUCUAGAUCAAAAGCCCAGUAUAUCACGAGACUUUGAAUCCGUUCCCAGAAAGAGGUACCUCAUAACACUAAGUGACGAGAUCGAAAAGCAUGGAGGAUUAACUUCUACUCCAUUAGACUUUCAUCCAAAACGGUUCAAUUUUCAACAGUUUCAAAUACGUCGGAAAAAGAACGGUGAACUGAACUUUGGCUCAGUGAUUCUGACUGAUGAUGAAACUGGGGAGGAAAUUGCUAGAAUAACGGUUCAUUUAACUGGUACCCCAUUUCUUGAGGAUUUAGGGGAAUUUGAAGACGGAUUUCCAGGUUUCACAAGAAAUAGUUUACUGAAACACUUGGCUAGAGAACUUGGCGACGAAUGGAUCAAAGUAAGCGUCCUCAUGGGUCUGACGUACCGAACAGUAGAGGAACACUCUAAGCUUCCCAACAAGACAAUCACAGAGAAGAAAUUCGAGAUUCUAAAGCUGUGGAGAGACUUGAGUAAAAAUCGGCAGGACCUAGGUGUUCCCGAUCUCUUGUCUGCUCUAGGUAAAACCAAACGAGAUGACUUGGUAGAGUAUGUUAAUACACAGCUCAAAGUUUGGCUUCAGGAGAAAAAAGGCCAACCUGACCGUUUCUAUAACUGGUUAGAGGAUGUUUUCCAAGGCCCCAACAAAGAUAUUCUAGAAACCAACAGUCACCCGCAGCCCAUGUCAGACCAGUUCUACGUCCUCCUGGUGGAAAAAUGUGGCAUUAAUCUCAGGUCCACCGGAAGUCAUCUCGACCUGUCAAAACCGGAACUGGAUGAAUUAUUCUCAGACACAAUGAUCAACAAAGAAGAGCAUAAACUACUUCAUUCUUUGGGUCAGUUUUAUGACCUCUGUUCGGCGGAGAUCGAAGAAAUUGUAGCCUACCCUAUUGGACAUGGACAUAGGUUACUGAGGAUGCUGGUGGUUGCCCGUGAGAAAAGUGAGAGUAACAUCGAGGCUUACAAGAUGCUGAUAGAAGCGUGUGACAAAGUGGGAAUGUCAGAGGCUAAACAAUGGAUACUGGACAUGUCGAAAGAAUGGUUAAUGGAGAACCCAGAGGCCACCGAUCCCUUCAGAAUAUCUGUCCAGGAAGUGAUAGAGUCGGUUGAAGGUCAUUAUCUGAAUGACUCCAGUUUGCAGUCUGACCAUAAUAAUGCUGGUGACCUCAAUGGCCAAUAAACUCUUCAAUGAUUGCCAUAUAAUCUAAAUGUGGGAUA